Molecule: messenger RNA, 3111 nt
Organism: Podospora pseudocomata
Lineage: Eukaryota; Fungi; Ascomycota; Sordariomycetes; Sordariales; Podosporaceae
Exons: 2
Coding region: 1-3111 (1036 amino acids)
Biological process (GO): transmembrane transport
Molecular function (GO): transmembrane transporter activity
Source: RefSeq, a predicted model, not a curated record
AUGUCAACACUCUAUCAUUACCACCAUUACAGACAGGCCGAACACAACAACAUCAGCGUACCACAGGCAGAAGGGGAAGAUGAGCACGCCGACCGGGGACCUGCGGUCUUGGCGGUGACGGCAGCGACGCUGACGCUGGCGUCGGUUUUUGUUGCGGCGAGGAUGGUGUCGCGAAUCGGGAUAGUCAGGAGGUUCGGGGCUGAUGACUACAUCAUCGUGCUGGCGUGGCUGAUCACCGUCUUUUUGAGUCUGAGUAUCAUUUUUGGAACCAUGAGGGGUUUAGGAAGGCAUGGGGACCAUGUAGAGGCUUGGAAGAUGCCUGGGCUGAAGAUGUGUGAAUAUGUUUUCAGCAUUCUCUAUAACCCGGCUCUCAUGGCGACGAAAUCCUCGGUCCUAAUCUUCUAUCUGCGGCUGGCGAAGAACACGCAAAAGAUUCUUAGGAUGGCUUCCUGGGGCGUGUUGGGCGUGGUGAACCUGGCGGGGGUGAUUCUGACAUUUAUGAACAUCUUUCAGUGCCACCCCAUCGCGGCAGCGUGGGACAUCAACACCCCGAUGAUCAGGUGCAUUCCCCUGCUCACCGAAUUCAUCUGCUCGGCUCCUAUCAACGUCACGACCGACCUGGCGAUCCUGGCGCUGCCAAUCCCGGUGUUGACCAGCAUGAGACUGCCGCCGAGGCAAAAGAUCAUUUUGAUCCUGACGUUCUCUCUCGGCAUCUUUGUGACGAUUGUGGAUGUGGUGCGUAUCUAUUACUUACAGAAAGCGAUUGACAUCACGUCUAUGAAUCCUUCCUCGAACAGGGAGGCGCUCUACGGACAGAGUCCCUCGUUUUCAUGGAAUGCGUCGCUCUCGUUGAUGUGGUCGGCCGUCGAGGUCAACGUGGGGAUUACGUGUGCGUGUAUUCCUACGCUCAAGCCGCUGAUUGUUAGGAUUCUGCCGGCUAUGCUGUAUGAUCCCAACGCUACGAGGCGGAGCACCACGCUCACGGGGGAUGAGCCGUCGCCUUUCAAGAACAACAACGAUAACAAUAGGGCUGGUGUUGAUGGGCUGGCAAACGCCGAGGGAGCUCCAGUCGACAUCGUGGGCCCUUCGCCAUUUACGCAAGCUGAUCCCCCAGCUUUUGUCAUCACCCCGCCAGAUGAGCGGUCGUCGGAAGAGAUCUCCAUCAGAGAUUUCUUGGCCGGUGCCGCGGGUUCUCGCGGACCUUCGUCUAGGAGAGUGUCGAUGGCCCAUAGCAUGAACUACGUCCCGCCUCCCCACCGAGACUCGGCUGCUACCGCGACAGCCGUCUACUUUGGCUUUGUUAAUAUGAAGAAGCCAAAGAGCAUGAUCCGGACCAACGCCACCGAAUCGUUCAAGUAUUGCACUAUCGUCUGCAUUCUCUUCUUCAUUUGGGGGUUCUCGUACGGCCUGCUCAACACGCUUAACAAUGUCAUCGCCGAUGUGGCGGGGAUGUCGUUUGCUCAGACUUUGGGCUUGACGUCGAUGUACUUUGGGGCUGGUUACUUUGCUGGGCCGCUUCUUGUUGGGGAGUGGUUGCUACGGCAUGACGAGCACCGCCGCUCUGGAAGAAAGGAACGCCCGGGUGUUGAGGCGAUAGGGGGGUUCAAGACGACGUUUAUUGUGGGAUUACUCAUUUAUGGCACGGGCACUAUCAUGUUUUGGCCCGGGGCAGUCCUGACCGCUUAUGGGGGAUUCAUGGUCAGCUCCUUUGCCGUCGGGUUCGGGUUAGCAGUCCUCGAGACAGCCGCCAACCCCUUUUUGAUCUUGUGCGGUCCCCCGGCGUAUGGAGAUCUGAGGCUCCUCCUCGCGCAGGGCGUCCAGGCAGUCGGCAGCGUCCUCUCCGGCCUUCUCGCCAACAAGGUCUUCUUCCGCAACCUCGAAAAAGAAAGCCACGGCGAACUAGAAGACGGCGAGAUGUCCCAAACCCUCAUUGACGUCCAAUGGACAUACCUCGGCGUCACUUUACUCUCGGUCCUCCUCGCACUUUAUUUCUAUUACAUGCCCCUCCCCGAGGUAUCAGACAGCGAACUCGCCGAGCUAGCCUCCAAGCUUCCCCUCGAACCAAAAAAGCGCUCCUUGGGCGGUUUCAAGCUCCGAAACUGGACCAUCUUCUUCGCCGUCCUCGCCCAAUGGUGCUACGUCGCCACCCAAGAAAACAUGUCGGUCUACUUCCACCAGCUCUUCAGCUCCUUUGCGUCUUACUCCCUCCCCGCAACAGCCAAAAGAGCGGCGGACUACCGCCCCCAGGGGCUGAAGUUCUCCAUCCUCAACUACCUCCUCAUCGCCCACACAGCCUUUGCCCUCUCCCGCUUUCUUGCGGCGGGGGUGGUCUACCUCAACGUUUCGAAACCUCACAUCCGACUCGUCCCCAAACCCCGCACGGUUUUGACAUUGUGCGUGUUUCUCUCUGCGGUCUUUGCGUUGGUCAUCUUGGUGUUUCCGCACACUGGCAACCCUAACUUGGUGGCUAUACCGCUCAUGUUGUUUUUCUUUUGCGAGGGUCCCAUCUGGCCUUUGAUUUUUAGUCUUGGGCUGAGGGGGCAGGGGGAGAGGACGAAGAGGGCGGCUGCGUGGUUGACCAUGGGGGCGUCGGGUCCGAUGUUUUGGCCGUUUGUGAGUUAUGCUAUCAGGGAGAGGGGCGGGUUGAGUGUGGAGUUGGCUGUGGGGAUACCGGUGCUGUGUUUGUUGGGGGGGUGUUUGGCGUAUCCGGUGCUGCUCGGGGCUGUGAGGGAUGGGAGGGAGAUGGUGGAUUUUGUUGUUCGGUGGGAGGAUGGUGGGGAUAAAGCCAAGGGGGGUGAUGAGGGAGGGGAGAAGGGGGCGGGGAUACUGGGGAGGUUCAAGGGGUUGAGGAGGGGGGGGGCGGAGGUGGAGUAUUGUGAGGAGAGUGGGCGAAGGGGGAGUGAUGACGAGGGAGACAAAGAUAAAGAGAAGGAACAGGGGGAGGAGACGGAGGGGAUGAGUUCUAGUGAGGGGACGGUGAUGUCUGCUGGAGGAGGGGGAGGGCUGGAGAAACCACCUCCUGUAAGGUCGAGAACGGGGAGUUCGGCAAGGUCAAUACCGCCCUGGGAGAGGAAUAUUCCUGGGUUGGAUUUGACGAUAUUGAAGGAUUGA